CAAUGGUUACCUAUCUGUUGACAAUGCAAAUGUCAGCGAAAGCUGAUAACCUAUUUGCCGUUUUCGCUAAAAAUCUAAAAAAAAUAAUUAAUUACUCGCCUUUGCUGUAAUCUUAUGCCUUAAUCCGCAAUGGUUCUUGCAAUUUAGUACAACAAGUGAACGAUAUAGCUUUGUAGUAAUAGAAAUUAAUAUUCACGUUUUAUAAGUUUGUUGACUGUUGUUAAGUUUGUAAGAAAAUGGGUAUCUUAGAAAAGAUAUCUGAAAUUGAAAAGGAAAUUGCUAGGACACAAAAGAAUAAAGCAACUGAAUAUCAUUUGGGGUUAUUGAAAGCCAAGCUAGCGAAGUACAGGUCUCAACUUUUAGAACCAUCUAAAAAGGGAGGUGAUAAAGGGGAGGGUUUUGAUGUUUUAAAGUCAGGUGAUGCAAGAGUUGCUCUUAUAGGUUUUCCAUCAGUUGGUAAGUCAACCCUGCUCUCUACACUAACGCACACACACUCUGAGGCAGCGAGCUAUGAGUUCACGACUCUCACGUGUAUUCCUGGUGUUAUUGAGUACCGAGGUGCUAAUAUACAGCUACUGGAUCUGCCGGGAAUCAUUGAAGGCGCCGCCCAGGGCAAAGGAAGAGGGAGACAGGUGAUAGCAGUAGCGCGUACAGCAGACCUGGUGCUCAUGAUGUUAGAUGCCACAAAGCCGUACGUGCACCGCCAGCUGCUUGAGAAGGAGUUGGAGAGUGUCGGCAUCAGGCUGAAUAAGAACAAACCUAAUAUUUAUUUUAAGGUUAAAAAAGGCGGCGGUUUGUCGUUCAACUCCACGUGUCAGCUGACUAAAGUGGACGAAAAAAUGGUGCAGAUGAUUCUACAUGAAUAUAAAAUAUUUAAUGCUGAGGUGCUAUUCCGCGAGGACUGUACAGCGGACGAGCUGAUCGACGUGAUCCUAGCGAACCGCGUGUACCUGCCGUGCCUGUAUGUGUACAACAAGAUCGAUCAGAUCUCGCUGCAGGAGGUCGACCGCAUCGCGAGACAGCCGCACUCUAUCGUCGUCAGUUGUAACAUGAAGCUCAACCUGGACUACUUGCUGGAGACGCUGUGGGAGUACCUCUCCCUCAUCAGGGUGUACACGAAGAAGCCUGGUCAGCCACCGGACUUCGAUGAUGGACUUAUUUUGAGAAAGGGUGUAACAGUAGAACACGUGUGUCACUCGAUUCACCGCACGCUCGCGGCGCAACUCAAGUACGCGCUGGUGUGGGGCACCAGCACCAAGUACAGUCCGCAGCGCGUGGGGCUGCACCACACUGUGCAGGAUGAGGACGUGGUGCAACUUAUCAAGAAGUAGCACUGGCUGAUAUUUAAUAUAGAGUUUGAAGACGUUAUUUAUCCUAUACCCUCCCCUCAAAGACACACCUUGCAAAUUUUACCCCUCAAACAUACAUAAGUUCUGCCCCCUCCCCCCUCCAACACACACACUGAAAACCUACCUAAACCAUUCUCCCUCUUACACACACACAGUUAUCACACAUGAAUGUUGUUAACAUUCAAUAAGCCAUUUCUCCUUAUAAACACACCACAUUCACAUGUUAAUUUUACAAACUUUACAGCCCAUCCCCCCACUUUACAUCCAAAAGUUUGGUAAUAUAAGAAGAAGGAUAAAAUAUUUGAAUUUCUCCCUAAAUUGAUUAUGGUUGUAAAAAUUGAAAAACUUAAAAAAAAUAUAUAAUCUUCUGAGUUCUAUUGACUCAUUCCUCUUCUUUUUAUAAACUUAGCAAAAUAAUUACUUUAAAACCCAAGUGUUAAGUUAUAUCUACUCCUAGUAUAGACAGGAAAUAAUAUGAUAUAACGGACUAAAUUAAAUAAGCAGUAAUAUAUAUUUUUUUAUUUACUCCAAAUACCAUAAUCAAUAUGCAGGCCUAAAACAUUUUCAUGCUUUGAGUUCCCAUGAACCAUUAACAUUAAAUUUUAUGGGACUGUACUAUACUUAACCACUAAUAUUUUUUAAAUGUAAAUUAUAUGAUUUAAAUAUUGUAAUGCAAUGUUUUAUUUGAGUUUAACCCAUUUAUUAUCUGCCCUGUGAGAACCUGCAUGUAAAGUUCUUGUUAAAGUAAGCAAUGAUUUGUAUAAAAUAUUCUAAUAUCCACUGCAGGGAUUAUUAAAUUGGACAAUAGAAAAUAUAUCCCAUGCAAUGUUAAUAUGACGUUUCCGUGAAAUGAUAGCUUAAUAAUUUUG
Messenger RNA from Colias croceus (clouded yellow), 2218 nucleotides. Its product is annotated as developmentally-regulated GTP-binding protein 2. The coding region runs from base 237 to 1331 and encodes 364 amino acids. Gene Ontology annotation, biological process: cytoplasmic translation. NCBI's taxonomy places the organism in Eukaryota, Metazoa, Arthropoda, Insecta, Lepidoptera, Pieridae. Gene Ontology annotation, molecular function: GTP binding; GTPase activity. Gene Ontology annotation, cellular component: cytoplasm. The transcript has 8 exons. The record is from RefSeq and is a predicted model, not a curated record.